This is a messenger RNA of Paramuricea clavata, 10306 nucleotides long. Lineage: Eukaryota; Metazoa; Cnidaria; Anthozoa; Malacalcyonacea; Plexauridae. The record is from the annotation of a GenBank genome assembly.
GACAAGAUCGAAGUAGCACCGGUCACAUUCUCGGACGCGCUCAUGCUCAACCACAGAAUAUCACAUCAGAACGAAAUUUGACUCCUUUGUCUUGUGGUGUAUUACGUUGCCUGACACAUGCAGCUAUGUUGUUGGGAACAGAGCAAGAUACUCCGGUAUGUCAAUUGACCCUAUAUAUUAAACACAAAUCCUUACCAUCAUUGGGAAUUUAUAGCUGUAUCAUGUUAACCCUCUUUUAAAAAAGUAAGGAAAUUUUAGAUAUCAUUAAACUGAAAAGCAGGGACGCCGGAACUGGGGGGGGGGGGCAGGGGGUUGCGGCUGCCCCCCUUGCCUUUUGCUAGUGUAAGUGCCCUUUUAGUAAGUGCCCUUUUAGUUGUAAAAUAGUGCGUGAUAAAUCACAUUUCCAACGAUGCUUUUUGUAGGAAAAUCAUGAGAUUCAGGUAAUUAACAGUUUAUAUUUAUAAAAAUUUUGGAAAUUUUUGGAAUUUUGAAAAAUAUUUCGAAGAAAUGGCGAAAAUUUAAGAUAUGCGGAAAAAUUUUUGACUUCACGGAAAAUUUGGUAUGUCCGGAAAAAAUUUUUGACCCCUAAAAUGGUACACUGACCGAACAUUUUUUGGCGACGGGGAGGGGGGUUGCCCAAAAAUUUCCAUUGAAAACAUUUUUUCGGUAGAUUUUGAAGUUUUGCUCUAUAGAGGUGCCCUUGGUGUGCGUCCGCCCCCCUUUGCCUUAUUAUCGUUCCGGCGUCCCUGCUGAAAAGCUAUCCAGUGGCGAAGGUAGCCAAGGUUUCUUUUAACCAAUUAAAUACUAGCCAAAUUAGUCUAAGUGCGUCUGUGAGAACCAAUUCAAAUUGACUGUUUGAGCCAAUUAUCAAAUUAAAUAGUUCGGAAAAGUUUCUUUUUAAAUUCGUUUUCUACAGAAAAGAACGAAUUAAAUAGAAUUAGGUAAACAGUUAGAAGAUAAAUUCAAUUUGAAAGAUUUCUAAAACUCACGAAAGAUAUUCUUGGUUAUUGUUGUCAAAUUCUCCUAUACAAGUGCUGAAGCCAUAUAUUUUUAAGAAAAAAACAACGAUGUUUAACAUUAUUAUAUUGAUUUAUUAAGAAAUCCUGGUAUUUUAUUGAUGUGUAUAUAAUAAACUUCAAUGUUUUAACCAGAGUAUUGCUGCUGUAAUAAAACCACCAGUUCAAGAUGUUGUCCAGUUCUUAAAAGAGCAUAUACAGCAUGAUGUAAGAUGUAUAGCAAGAAGUACUGGUAACAAUGAUGAUGAGGCGGUGCAAAUAAUCCAUCUAGUGCUUGUUAAUAUUGUAAACAACUUGGGCCAGCAGGGAGGUACGUUUGCUGUAUAUUUGUAACCAAUUGUACUGCGUAGGUUGCAGCUAAUACGCUUCAUCUGUUUUAUUCUUUUAACUAAAUGCUUCAUCUCUUCUAUUCUUUUAAAGAAAAGCAGAAUGGCCGUGUUUAUAUCUCUUUCUUAAUGCUUCUGUAUUUAUGUAGCAUUUUACAAAACACAGUUACAUGCCCCCAUUCUACAUAUAUGCACGUUAUUCGCGCUGUUCACGCUUUUAGAAGUCGAGAUUUUAACCAUAUAAAUAGUUGAAUCAGCUGUAUAUACAACUAGCUUGUAUCAAUAAGUUGUCGGUAAGUACCUACGUAAUAUAAACAUGUUUUGUAAUUUGUUAUCUGAAACAAAAGCGGUAAGUGUCUAUGAUUCGUUUUUUAGAAAUAUGAUUUCUAUCGUUUAUUGUCUUUUAUUGUUAUAAUCAACCAAUUAAAAGGCCUGUUCAGAUAGGUAGGGACCGACUCAUAAGUUGAUCUGAACCGAGAGCAAAAUUGAAUAAAUCAAGAAGACUUCAAGAUAACGUCACUUGACAAAAUUUGGCAUAUUUAUUAGUGAUAAAAAUGGGCAUAUUUAUUAGUGGUCUGUUUUUUAUAUUAUACAGGGUGUGUCAAAAAUGUAAUCCAACUUUGGCACGUUAUUGUGCGUUAGUUAUUAAGUUUAUACAUUUAAUUUUUCACACCAAUAAAUUUCAGGCUUUUAGCUUUAAAUUUAUCAUUGCGAUUAAAAUUAGCCAAAUACUAUCCGAUUUAAAGUGGCCGGUUGAAAUUGCAUUUUUCCAUUUUUGGGAAUGGAAUGGAUGCAAAGCUGUUAUCUUAGUAUUGAAAUUAUUCUGAUUUCGGAUUGAAAUUUAAGAACUUGAACAAAGAUGAUGUAAGAGGUGGAUUGAUCACCAUGUGUUGGUGAAUUUCAACUCGCGAUUUUGCAUCGAAAUUUAGUGCUUAAUACAUUAAACUUAACUGGACGUUUGCGGACUUAAUUCACGAUGCAGAUUGUUUCCCAAAAAAGCAACCAGCAUUUGUUCGUAUGUUCAAAAAUUGAGCGUUUAUUUUCCCAAUGGUGGAAAAUGUGAUUGCGAAUGAUAACUUUAAAUCGGAUCAUUUUGGCCAUUUUUUAUCGCAAUGAUACAAAAAAGUGUCAUUUGACAAUUACAGUAGAAUCCUGAUCUUUUUAACUAUGAAAAAAGUAAAUUUUAAAAUUUAAUAUACCUAUAAUGCGCGAUAACAUGUCAAAGUUUAAUUACCUUUUUUAAUACGCCUGAAACACGCGGUGUAUAAAAUAAACUGCACAGUUCGAAAAUGUCUGCUAAACUGAAAAUUUUCACUUUUUUUCCUACGGAAAAAAAUGGAAGGCUGAAAACGCAAUUUGAAUUCUUAGGGUGCAAAUUUGGAAGGCUUUUUAUGAACUAUCAAAGUCUGGACAGUUUGAUACACACUAAGUCCAACUAAAACGUUUUGCUGUAUUAGCCGUUCACAAUUUAUUAAACGCAUGACUGAUUUUAUGGAUAUAAUUUAUUUUAUGCGUCAUUGAUUUCUUUUCAAACUUUUAAAAUUUAAAAAUGUUUACUAUUAUAGCUAACUCAAAUAUUGAUGGCAAUCUGACAACCAAAGAUUCAAGAAGAGUUUGGGAAGAUACAUUUAUGACCACUUACUUGAAUCCUGUUCUUUCCGUAAGUUUUUACAUCACAAGAUCAGAUACAAUAACGUUUACAUAAUUUGCCUGCAAUAAAUCUGUUCGUUUCUCCUACAUGAACAUUUAUUUGUAAAAAUUACUACGCAGGGACUAUUUUUACUUACAUUAAUUAUACCGUGAAAUCAAUUUCCCUACCUCAAGUCAGACCUAAAAAUUUAUUUCUCAAUAUCUAAUUUAUUAAUUAAACAACGAGAUUUGGGAAGAUUUCUUAUACUGCACUAUAAACGUUUCACAUGAACAAACAAAAGUAAUUGCUCCAUGGCGCGCCGGUUUUGCGACUGUGACCUUGGAUACGGAGCCAUCUAUACUAUUACUAAAGACAUCUACCAAAUCAUGCAUAGAUCUGUAAACUUCCUUAACAUCAUUAUUAAUAUCAGUAGUUAUAAGAUAAGCCGUAAACGAGCCUCUAUUGCCAAGGCCAAUAGUUUCCGGCGAAUACUUUGCCAUUCGUAUAAUUGAUUGUGAAGAAGUCUACCAAUUCCAUCGAUUUUGUGGAUCGUAAAUUUGGACUGCUGUGACAGUCUAUGUGCAUGCGCGUGCUAAAAAACCUAUAUAUAUAUGUGGAAAAUGAGCCAGAAUCCUAAAAGUAUAGCAAUACAGAUGUACCAGACGGAAAAUGCAAUGAGCUGAUGCCCUUCAAAAGAGAUUGAAAACGGGGAAAAAUGCAAACAAUCACGAUUUCUUCAAAUUAAAGUUUAAUAGAUAUGCAAACAAUCACGAUUUCUUCAAAUUGAAGUUCAAUAGAUAUCGGCUAAAUAUUACAUUUUGACGUUCUUAGGCUAUUUCUCAACUGCUCCAGGACAGUUCGAGUCGUAUAGUCCAAGAUGAAAGACUUGGUAAGUAACAGUGUAUUUAGAGAGAAUUUGUUGAUCUUUUUUAUUACGAAAGGGGAAUGGAAUCUUAUUUUAAUACCUCCUCCACUCUCGCGUGCGAGAAGCAAUGGCUUCCCUGUCAGAAUUCAAGUCUAUAGGCAGAACAUUUAUAUAUGUAUACAUACGACCACGACCACAUGUUUUCUUUCGUUUAAACACGUUUUCUUUCGUUUAAACACGUUUUCUUUAAACAUGUUUUUUGUCGAAAUUUCGAAAUGAAAUUUUCAUUCGCCGAUUAGAAAAUGCUCAAAUUUUGAGGUUAAAAACCGAAACAACGGCAAAUAAAUGUGGAAGAUGAUAUGUAGAAUAAAGAAAAUAGUACUUUAUUCUAUUGAAAUAAGAUUGAAACAAGUACGAAGAUAUAUCAUGCACACAUAUAUUUUGACAAUUUCUGCGGUAAGAUUGUUCAUGUUUACAAUCAAUCGUAUUAGCCUCUGUUGUGUUUAAAGACUGACUAAACUUAAAUAUCAAAAAACGAAACGAUUCUAACACCUAUGCAUGAAAUAUAAUAUUGUUUAAUAUAUUUCAAUAUGAGUUGGUGUACACGAUCUGUAUCGGAUUGAUAAGAUUACUAUAUAUUUUAAGUUGAAAGUGGUGAAAAGGGUACGAUAUUUCAAUUCUCCUUUUUAAAACCUUUAGAUAUUUACUUAAUCGUUUCAAAGUCAAUAAGUACAUGGCACGUGCGCGUCCAUUAUUUCUCGCUGUUGUUGGCAAUUUUGUCUAUUUUGAGCGUUUGACCGUGAGCACGAAAAUACUGGGGCGAGAACGCCUUUCAGCGCCGGCUUGACGUCAUUUAGGGAACACGUCCAAACAUAAUACGUAUGAUUUAUUAUAUGAUAUAAUCGUGACCAAAGUUGAGUAUAAACUGGAUGUUUCUGGAAAUUUCUUCAGUAUUUUGAAUGAAUUUUAAAUAGAACUGUACCCUUAAAGGACAUUGGCAAUAAAAAAUUAGUUUUGCUCAUUUGAAAGAACUCUUAAAACUAUAUAUUAAACUCUAUUACAGAUUGUUUAUAUCUUGCUUAGUUUUCAAAAUAUUUCGACUGAAAAAAGUGGGCUGUUCGCCAUCUUGGAUUAUUUAGGAUAUGGUUGCGUAUUGCAACCGACCUCGGGUUAAUAGCACGACUAAUGGGUACUCCGCCCGUUAGUCGUGCUCUCAUUAUUAUUAUGAUUUAUUAUUAAUUAACUCUUAUUUAAAAACGGUAACUCUUCAACACACCUAGGUAGUUGAUUUCCAAGAGGCCGUUUAAAAUAUUAACAGAAUAUUAAAUUAAAAAUAUACAUUAUUUACAUCACAACAACGUAGUUAGGAUUUAACAUGCAUAUCUUAUAUACACUAGAUAGUGCAUCUAAUUAUUCUGAAAUUCAAAAAUUGAAGCCGUGAUUGCAGUCUCAGGUCGUUCCCAUAAAAUGAGAAGAUUCGUAUGUUUUCUAUUUCUUAAACAUGGAACUUAAACAUUAAGUUAACCCUAUUCCAAAUACGUUUUUAAAGUUUUCAAAUGAUGAAAGUUAUCGUUGUUUUUAAGCGUUUAUUAGCAAGUGGGAACGACCAACAUGGCCGCCAUCUAUUCAAAUGGGAGUAACCGCUGGAAUAUUCUUGGCUUCAAUUUUACUAAAAGAGAUGCGCUAUCUAGUGUGUAUAAGAUAUCUAUGAUAUUUACAGAAUAAUACAAAGUAACUUAAUUAACAUGCAGGAAAUAUCAAAUAUAGAAAAAUAUUUACAGAAGAGAAUUACGUAUUAUUUGCGGUCGAGAGCAGCCUUAAAUUGUCCAAUUGUCAUGCUUUUGCAUUAUUUGACAAAUUGUUCCACGCUAUAGCUCCAUUAUAACUGAUACUUUUUUCAUGUAAUUUGUUUUUGGCUUUUGUAAAAGAAACCGUUGCUGCGUAAAUUGUAGUUUUGAUUAUUAGCAAUUUCGAACAAUUGGUUCUUACUUUUUGGUAGCUCACUAUUUUUCGCUUUAUACAUAAACACUGUAAUCCCAAUGGCAGAAAACAACAAAUGAACUGUACUAACAAUUGAAUUUUUUGACAGUAAACCAAUAAGAUUACAUUCGGGUUGAAUGGUGCGCAGAUUUUUCGAACUCGGUAGAUGAUAAACAAAUGAACACAGACACAGUUCGUAAAUAAGGUUAUACUUUAUAAUACGGAUCCAAAAUGUUCACGAGAGUAGAAGAUAUAGUCGCAUACAAUCGGUUAUCGAAUAUCGGUUAUCGGUUCGAACUAAACAACAUGACAAUGAAAAAUAUCCACUUAAACUAUGAAAAUAUAAUGUUGCGUGACUUUGUCAUGAAUCACACGAUCGCACGAAUACGCAAUAACUAUAUCAAUAAAUGAACAAUAUCAUACCCUAACAUGCAUUAACUAAACAUAAGUGAAUAUUUCAACUGAAUGUACAAUAACUAAAUCAUUUAACAACAUAUAAAACCUAUGAUUACAACUGUACAAAAGAAAGGUCAAAUGUUUACUCACGUUGGUUUACACGCGCACCAAUGACUUUUAACUUUGGCUUGAAAACCACUGCGAGUACGUAGAAUACAAUGUGGAUAGAAAUAAUUUACCUGAGCAUCCACAGAUACAAAACAUUGUCCUUACACAACAGAACGAACUAGAGGAUUGGCCGUCCUUCCUUGAGUCACGCAUAUUCGCGUUUUAAAACUAACAAACACUAACUUAUUUUUCUCCCAUCGAUCAGCUAAGGGUUGCCAAUUUAAUUCCUCAAAUAUUUCUUUUGUUGCUAUUUCAUAUGGUCUGCCAGUGAUGACCCUUGCAGCCCUGUUUUGCAUUUUCUGCAUUUCGUUGCGCAAAUAUUCGCUGCAGUUAGUCCAAACAAGGCUACAGUAAUCAAAAUAUGGCAGUAUUAUUGUGUUGUAAACAUUUAUCAAUGUUCCUUUUGGGGCACAACUCUUAAUUCGUCUCAGCAUACCUAUACCUUUCGACACCUUGGAUACAGUGGUUUCCACUUGUCUUUUCCACAAAAGUUGAUCAUCUAUAAUAACGCCUAACGUUUUCGAAUACUUAACACGCUUAAUUUUUGUUUCACCUAAUUCAAUUACAGGGUCAGUUUCAAUCUUUGAUAGUCUUUGUCGCAAACCAAUUAUCAUGUAUUCUGUUUUAUCUUUAUUUAAAGUCAAUUUAUUUGCCAACAACCAUUGAUGAAUCUGUUCUAGAUCAUCAUUUAAACGCGUUUGAAUGAUGUAUCGCAGAUGUAUACGAUGUAUCGCAGAUGUAUACGAUAAACAGUUUGGUAGAUCGUUUAUAUAUAGGAGAAACAAUAGUGGUCCCAAAUUAUAUCCUUGGGGUAUACUCCACAACGUAUGGUAUGUUGUUGCGACCUAGUUUGUCCGAUCAUCAGGCGAGCACGACUAAAUUAUAAAUUCCAACGCAUUCUGUUAGCUCAAUUGCUCCUCACGCAUGCGUAUCUCGUGGAAUUUUGUCUUCUGGUCGUGCUCAUCUUCGAAAGCACGACCAAUUAGUUAAAUACCGUAAAUUAUUCGGCAAUUCUGUCGAGAUUUCUUCAAGUUAUCUUAGGUAUGUGUAUAUGGAAAUUGGCCAACGUCAAUCAAGUGAAUCGUAUAGGAAGGCUAUUUUGAUUUGGAUAGAAUAUUACUGGCUUCUAACAAGAUAUUUUAGCUUACGAAAUGCAUGUGAACAGACUCGAUUGUGUAUACUACUGUAUAUAAUGGCGAAUAUAAACAAGAUUUGUGAAGACCUUUCCUAUUGACAUAAAUAUAUUUACUAUACCAGUUCAUUUGCUUUAUUGCAGGAGUUCUUAUAUAAUUGGGUAUUUACAGAUAUACCAAAUAUCUAAACAAAGUAUCUUUUAACAUUAGGUUCUGCUUUAGAUUUACAAGGUCCUUGUAGACACUAUAAACUAUAGUAUACUACAGUUGACCUUAGGCAAUUCCUAAUGAAAGAUCAUAUUAUAGAAGUGUAUUAAAAUGUAUACGUACAAUAUUCUCCUCUUUCUUCUGCCAUGCAAUAUUGGCUAUAUUGAGCGACAUUUUCAAUUAAGUUGAAAUAUAUAGUGAAAUAAAAUAAAAUUUUGUGGAAAUACAAAUUUGAAAAAGAAAAAGUAUUAAGAAUUUUCCUCUUAUCACACUUUUUUUUGUUGUUCUCUUUGCAUGAAUUUCACCGUGAAAUCGCAGGAAAUGGCCAUUGCAGACUUCGAAAAUCAACAUUUUCCCGGGGGUACAUGCUCCCGCUGGACUCCCCUAGCCUAUGCGGGUCUUAGAGCAUGACUAGUCAAAUGCCCUUAGUUUCGCCACUGACUUGGUCAUUUUAGAGUAGUUUUAUAUGAUUGGUUAACCCAACACCUGACAUCAUCAAAACCAUAGUUAAUUAGGUGAACUUGUUUUAUUGUGUCUGAUAGGUAUGCAUGAAAAAUAUGUCUUUGGAUAAACUCGCGAUUCUCGUCUUGCCUGCAAAAUGUAAUCAAAGCAUGAAUAAAAUACUAUUCAUGGUUCUGCCUGCUGGGCUACAUAAAAUUAAAUUUUAAAAUUAAUUUUGUAUUUAUGAAUCAUGAACUUGUUGCGUUCUUCAGCUCUUAACUUGUCUGAUAACAGAUGAAACCAUUUCGAUUCCUUGCCAAAUGCGAACAAUCAAGAGGUCAUUCCAGACAUCAGGAAUUAUAAUUUUACAUUGAUAUUUGCAAUUUGCCAAAAUCAUUUCAGAUUCAUGAAACAAUAUGCUGUAUAUGAAAAAGGAGACCUUUAGAAAUCAGCCAUUGUUAUAAUUUGAAUCCUGCAUGGAGCACUUUGCUAAGCCCAACGAGUGCGUAACAUGCGAUCUACGUACAGUAUGCAUCGCAGAUUGUUCCCAGGAGCAGACAAUGUUUUUUUUAACGUUAUUUCAAUUUCUAAAGGUCUCCUUUUUGUAAUAUAUGCACCAUCAAUAUUUCACGCGUUACGGUUCAGCUAUGUGCAAUUGAAAAGUCAUUCAAAUUUUAACAAUAUGCUUGAUUUCUAAAGGUCUCCUUUUUUAUACACCCUGUACAGUAUAUGGACUCCAUCAUUAUUUCACGCACCACAUGCACUGUUCAGCAUAUGUGCAAUUGAAAAGGCAUUCAAAUUUUAACAAUAUGCUUGAUUUCUAUAGGUCUCCUUUUUUUAUACACCCUGUAUAAAGAACCAUUACUUUAAUAUAAUUUUAUACUUUAUAGAUAUAAUACAAUUGCUGGCUUCGUUUACAUUAGAUUUAGAUUUAGAUUUACAUUAGAUUUAGCAACAGCCGACCAUUUGUUGCCGUUUUGUCCCGAUGUUGCCGUAAUAAAACUUGAUGGAUUAGCACCAGAAUAGCAUCGUGUUUGACUUUCACUCCUAGCGAUAAAGUUUGUUUCUCGCCCAAUCUUCCCGUCGAUUGGACAACUGCGGCUUAGAGAUAUAAUCAUUUAAAAUGCAAAUGAAAUAGCGACGAAUUUCCAAAAGCAUCCAAUUUACGCUCGAUUUUACCGCUAAACUUUCAUAAAUCACAUGUAUUUUAUUUUGAUUUGUUCUCGAAAUGGCGUCACACCGGCGCUCAAAGGCAUUCCCCCCCAGUUCUUUUAUACUCACCGUAACACGACCUUGAGCGCCAAAAAGUCCAUGAAGAUCAAAUUUUCAAAUUAUGCAAUAUAUUACAAAAAAUCAUAGAAUAACCUAAACAAUCGAAAUACACCAAUUCCGUGACAUUGGCUCUUUAAUAUACACAAAGUGGAUAAAUAUUGUUUUAAACAUCAAGGAGAUUUGUAAGGUUGCGACAAAACGAGAAAAUUAUGUUAAUUAACUUGAUUACAAAAAUGUUAACCUUAAUCGUAAAUAUUUUACGUUUUUAAGGACGAAUUUCAAAUCAUGUACUGAAGUUUUUCGUGUAUUGGGAGAGUUAAGAAAUUAGGUGGAUGGUCGUUUGAAAAAGUGUAUGUGGUGUGGGCGUGUUAACUGUCCGCUAACAACUUUCUUUCCAAUCACACCCGAAAAUGAAUAGUGAAUAUUUGCGUUCACGAUAUCCGGCAUUAUCUACUUUUCACUGUAGCAAUUAAUUAAAAACUUUGCAACUGAAAUGAAAAUCCUUGGAUUGCUUAGUCGAUUUAAACUUAACAUUUAAACCUAUCAACCUGCAGGAAAUAAUCCUUUGAUGAGAUUGGUAUAUGAACUGGAUUUCCCAAACUAUGAGGCUAUAGUCAAACUCGAUCCAAUGUGUCCAGCACUAUGGCGAUGCCGGAAAAAAAUUACGAUAAAAUAUUUAUCGUUAAAGUUCCAAGAGUAUUCACAAGGAUGUGAUAAGCCGGACAGAUGUGAAGUUCUGGCCGAAUUCUUGAAAAAGGUAUGCGCAUAAAUAUUAUCACACUCAGGUAGACUAUUAGUGAUAAUUACCUUCGCUUGUGAACUGUUCUAAUGGACCAAUAUAUCCCCAAUUAACCAAAAUUUUGAACUCAACA